Molecule: messenger RNA, 777 nt
Organism: Elgaria multicarinata webbii
Lineage: Eukaryota; Metazoa; Chordata; Lepidosauria; Squamata; Anguidae
Gene: OPA3
Product: outer mitochondrial membrane lipid metabolism regulator OPA3
Exons: 2
Coding region: 77-547 (156 amino acids)
Biological process (GO): regulation of lipid metabolic process
Cellular component (GO): mitochondrion
Source: RefSeq, a predicted model, not a curated record
GCUGACGCGCGUGCGCGCUGACGUCACCCGAGUCGGCGGGGCCGCUCCGCGCGCGGGGGCCGCUGGGAGCGCGAGGAUGGUGCCCGGCGCCUUCCCGAUUGCCAAGCUGCUCUACCUGGGCGUCAGGCAGAUCUCGAAGCCCCUGGCCGCGCGCAUCAAGGACGGGGCGCGCGCCAGCCCCUUCUUCCGCCAGUACAUCUGCGGGCCCCCCGCGCAAAUUUAUCACUGGGUCGAGAUGCGCGCCAAGAUGCGCAUCAUGGGGUUUCGGGGCGCUGCCAUCAAGCCGCUGAAUGAGGAGGCGGCGGCGGAGCUGGGGGCAGAACUGCUGGGCGAAGCCAUCGUCUUCGGGGUGGGAGGGCUGUGCAUCUUCCUGGAGUACUCCCGCCAGUCCACCAACAGCAGGAAGAAGGAGGAGGAGCUGAGCAGCACCCUCCUGGGUCUUCAGGAACAGAUCGCGGAGCUGAACUUGACUGUGGAGACCCUCGACGCACAGCUGCGGGAGGUGAACCGGGUCCUAGUGGCCGUCUCGGCCUCCCCCAAGAAGUGACCUGGCUGCAGGGGAGAUGCAGUUGCCUGGAACGGCGCUCCGCUGCGAGCUGUGUGCGAGGGUCCCCUUGCUGGGGAUGCGCCGGCAAGGAGAGCCCUGGGGAUCCCGUCCUAUAUAGCAGGAUUGAGGAGUGCAAGGCCCUGUGUUGCACCCCUCCCCUUGGCUGCUGAAUUACUUGGGUGUUUCCCUAGAAUGUAAAUAUUGAAUCCAUUAAAAAAGAAAGAGUGCGA